This is a messenger RNA of Prinia subflava (tawny-flanked prinia), 2737 nucleotides long. RefSeq names its product protocadherin gamma-A3-like. The record is from RefSeq and is a predicted model, not a curated record. Gene Ontology annotation, cellular component: plasma membrane. Gene Ontology annotation, biological process: homophilic cell-cell adhesion. The transcript has a single exon. The coding region runs from base 173 to 2722 and encodes 849 amino acids. Gene Ontology annotation, molecular function: calcium ion binding. Lineage: Eukaryota; Metazoa; Chordata; Aves; Passeriformes; Cisticolidae.
UUGGAAUCGUCCCCGCGGUGCGGAUCGGUGCACAGUGAGGCAGAGGGACCAGAGGCAGCGGCUGGGAGCGGUGAGCCGGAGAAGAAAUUAGAGCAGAAGCGGGAGGCGGAGCGAGUUCAGGUCGGCGGCCAGCGGGGCGAACUGCCCGGCGUUUUGCGGUGCUGUGGCGGAGAUGAGCGCGGCAGGGAAGCGCUGGGGCCGGCGGCAGCGAGCUCUGCUCUGGGCCGUGCUGCUGGCGGCGUGGGAGGCGGCGUGGGGGCAGCUGCGCUACUCGGUGCGCGAGGAGACGCCCAAGGGCUCGUUCGUGGGCGACGUGGCCAAGGACCUGGGGCUGCAGCUGCCGGCCCUCAAGGACCGCGAUGCCCAUGUUUUUGACACAGGUAGGGCACGGCACUUUUUUUUAGACUUGCAGAACGGCCACUUAUCUAUGAUGGAGCAGGUGGACAGAGAGGAGAUAUGCGCAGCUGUUGCUAAAUGUGUUCUAAACUUUGAAAUUCUUGUGAAGCGUCCAAUGAACAUUUACAAAGGGGAGGUAGAAAUAUUGGAUAUUAAUGAUAAUCCUCCGAGUUUCCCAGAAAGACUAAGUGUCUUAGAAGUCAGCGAGAACACUGCACCGGGUGCACGCUUCCCAUUAGAGAGAGCUCAUGAUCCCGACAUAGGAGUGAACUCUUUACAGAAUUACGAAUGUAGUGAGAGCAGCUAUUUCACCUUGGAUGUGAAAACCGGAGAUGACGGUGUGAAAUAUCCAGAAUUACUAUUGGUGAAAUCUUUGGAUCGAGAACAGCAGGCUGCUCAUAAUUUGAUACUGACAGCCACAGACAACGGGAGUCCCAUGAAAUCAGGAUCGACAACAAUCCAAAUCAUUGUGUUAGAUGGAAAUGACAAUGCUCCAGAAUUUACUCAGUCUGUGUAUAAGGUGACUGUGAAAGAAGAUGUGACUGUGGGAAGUCGGGUGUUACAGGUAACAGCGACUGACAAAGACGAAGGGCUGAACGCCCAGGUAAAAUACUCGUUCUUUAAAAUUCCAGAGAAGUUUGACAAGAUUUUUAAGAUGGAUCCAGAAACAGGUGAAAUUGUGAUAAUGGAGAACUUGAAUUUCGAAGAACAUGAGUUUUAUGAAUUGGUUGUGCAAGCUCGGGAUGCGGGUGGACUCUCUUCCCACAGCAAGGUACUCAUCAAGGUCAUUGAUGUAAACAAUUACAUUCCCGAGAUUGUCAUUAUGUCCGUGUUCAGUCCGGUUCCAGAAGAUACACCGCUGGGGACAGUAAUAGCAAUUUUCAGCGUCCAGGACAGGGAUUCUGGAGCAAACGGAGAGGUGCAGUGCAGCAUCAGCGAAAGCCACCCGUUCCGCCUAGAGAAAUCAUUCGAUAAUUACUAUCGCGUGGUGACUGCAGAACUACUGGACCGGGAGCAGGUGUCGGAGUACAACGUGACGGUGCGGGCGGCCGACGGCGGGUCGCCGGCGCUGCAGAGCAGCGCGGUGCUGGCGCUGCGGGUGUUGGACGUGAACGACAACGCGCCCGUGUUCGAGCAGGAGCGCUACAGCGCUCGUCUGGCGGAGAACAACGCGGCGGGCGCGCUGGUGCUGACGGUGCGCGCCACGGACGCGGACUGGGGGCAGAACGCGCGCGUGCGGUACCGGCUGCGGGAGGGGCGGGUGCGGGGCGCGCCGCUGUCGUCGUACGUGUCGGUGCAGGCGGAGACGGGCGCGCUGUACGCGCUGCGCUCCUUGGACUACGAGCAGGUGCGCGAGCUGCAGCUGUGGGUGCGUGCGGAGGACGGCGGCGCGCCGGCGCUGAGCAGCAACGUGUCGGUGCGGCUGCUGAUCGUGGACGAGAACGACAACGCGCCGCAGGUGCUGUACCCGGCUUCGGCGGCGGCGGCGGCGGCGGCGGCGGCGGGCUCGGGCGCUGCGUGGUCGGGCGUGGAGCUGGCGCCGCGCUGGGCGGAGGCCGGCGCGCUGGUGGCCAAGGUGGUGGCGGUGGACGCGGACGCGGGGCAGAACGCGUGGCUGUCGUACGAGCUGGCCAAGGCGACGGAGCCGGGGCUGUUCCGCGUGGGGCUGCACAGCGGCGAGGUGCGCACGGCGCGCUCGCCGCUGGCCCGCGACGCGGCGCGCCACAGCCUGGUGGUGGUGGUGAAGGACCACGGGCGGCCGGCGCUGUCGGCCACGGCCACGCUGAGCGUGGUGCUGGCCGAGAGCGUGGCCGAGCUGCUGGCCGAGCUGGGCAGCGCGGCCGAGGCGGCGGCGCCGGGCGAGGCGGCCGGCAGCCUGACGCGCUGGCUGGUGCUGGCCGUGGCCGCCGUGUCGUGCCUCUUCGUCGCCUUCCUGCUGCUGCUGCUGGCGCUGCGCCUGCGCCGCUGGCGCCGCCGGCAGCUGCUGCCGCCCGCCAGCGGCGCCUUGCGCGGCGUGCCCGUGUCGCACUUCGUGGGCAUCGACGGCGUGCGCGCCUUCCUGCAGUCCUACUCGCACGACGUGUCGCUCACGGCCGACUCGCGCAAGAGCCAGCUGCGCUUGUCGGGCGCCAGCUGCUGCGACACCCUCCCGGCCCGGCCGCUGCCCGACGAGCCCGCGCCGCUGCUCGGGCAGGAGGAUGUGGCCGCCGCCCUCCCCGCCGAUUCUUCCGCUCCCUCGGUGAGUUUCUCUGUCCAGAAUUUCUGCACAAGCGUUUCUCCUGAUGGUGUCGAACUCUUUCCCCGCAGUGUUCCCUGGCUUGCAUAGGAGAUUUUCCUGAAA